UAAUAUUCGGUCUUAGUAUAUGUAAAACUAAAGACAUAAGAAAUAACUAUACAAUAAGUAAAAACUAAAGUAUUAAGCAUAAGCCAAAUCUCAAAUGGUUUAAUAUUAUAAGAGGAGUGUUAGUGUCUAGUUAAUAGUUUCUAUAAUACUUUCUUAAUGGUUAAAAUUCAUGCAGGUCCUACUAAUUUAGAAAUGGGACCAUUGAAUAGAAAUGGAACCUACAUAUCACUGUUGAAAUUAUGUGACUCCACUUAGGAUGAGAAUUCCACCCAUUAACUAGGAAAUCUACGUAUUAAGUGAGACCAGAAUUUCACAUAAUAAGAGAGAGUACGAUGGAAAGGAAGUAUUUGAGAGCGUUUAGUAAGAUUUAUCUAUUUAUAUUUAUUAAAACAUUGGGAUAAGAUGUACCUAAUACCAAACACGGUGUGCCUAAUCCAGGGAUUGAGCCAUUUGUGACAAUACAUCAUUCUGACUUGCCACAUGAACUGGAAGAAAGAUAUGGUGGUUGGAUUAGUCCCUUGAUACAGAGAGAUUUUGUUCAUUUUGCUGAAAUUUGUUUUAAGAACUUUGGAGACAGGGUUAAGUACUGGACUACCAUCAACGAGCCAAAUCUGGUUGUAGAGUCAGCCUAUAUGAGAGGAAUACACCCUCCUGGUCACUGUUCUCCACCUUUUGGAAAUUGUUAUACUGGUAACUCUGAUGUUGAGCCUCUCAUUGCCAUGCACAAUAUGUUACUAUCACAUGCCAAGGCUGUUAAAUUAUACCGCAAGCACUUUCAGGCAAAACAAGGUGGAAGUAUUGGCAUUGUUGCACAUGCCUUCAUGUAUGAACCACUUAGAGAUGAAGAAUGUGAUAGACAAGCUGUGAAUAGGACCUUGGCUUUUGGCUUACCAUGGGUCAUAGAUCCCUUGGUUUUUGGUGAAUACCCUGCUGAGAUGCAUUCUAUUCUUGGGAGCCAGCUACCAAGAUUCUCUCUUAGGGAGAAUAAUCUCAUAAAAGGAAGCCUAGACUUCAUUGGCAUCAAUCACUAUGGAACUCUCUAUGCCAAAGACUGUUCCCUCUCUGCUUGUCCUUUUGGAGCAGAUCAUCCAAUAAGUGGUUUUGUAGAAACAACAGGAACAAGAGAUGGCAUUCCAAUUGGUGAUCAGACAGGAAUGCUAGAGCUCUUUGUGGUUCCAAAGGGAAUGGAGAAGAUUGUAGACUACAUUAAGAUAAGAUACCAUAAUAUGCCCGUUUAUAUUACAGAAAAUGGAUAUUCUUCCCCUCUCAAAGCUGAUGUGACAAUGCAUGAUUUACUACAAGAUUUCAAACGAAUAGAUUACCAUAAAGCCUACCUUGCAGCUCUUCUAAGGGCCAUACGAAAAGGUGCGGAUGUAAGAGGAUAUAUGAUAUGGUCAUUGUUGGAUAAUUUUGAAUGGACACAUGGCUAUGAGACGAGAUUUGGGCUAUAUUAUGUUGAUAGACACACCCUUGAACGAAUUCCAAAACUUUCUGUUCAAUGGUUUUCUAGUUUCCUCAACAACACUGGCCACACCAACAAAAGAGAAAACUUGGGCGAGCAACAUCUUGGAAGCAAAAAUGUUAGGAAUGUUGGUUUCAAUUUUAUUUGAACUAUCCCGUGAAUUUCAAUUAACGUGUUCUCGACUCCAUCGAUGAUGAAACUGGUCCAUUCAUUGUUUCUCUUAAUUUGUUUAUGAUAAUCGUUAGAAAUUUUAUUUACGAA
Messenger RNA from Cajanus cajan (pigeon pea), 1723 nucleotides. NCBI's taxonomy places the organism in Eukaryota, Viridiplantae, Streptophyta, Magnoliopsida, Fabales, Fabaceae. The record is from RefSeq and is a predicted model, not a curated record.